Molecule: messenger RNA, 8671 nt
Organism: Syngnathus acus (greater pipefish)
Lineage: Eukaryota; Metazoa; Chordata; Actinopteri; Syngnathiformes; Syngnathidae
Gene: phlpp2
Product: PH domain and leucine rich repeat protein phosphatase 2
Exons: 19
Coding region: 243-4496 (1417 amino acids)
Molecular function (GO): protein binding
Source: RefSeq, a predicted model, not a curated record
GAUUUCCCUGGAAAGGGGGCCGUAGCUGCCAGAGCCCGCCCACGUCAUGUUUAUUGAUCCGGCAGCGGAGGCCCUCCCGCAGGGAGCCUGGCAGCAGUCGACUUCAGGGGGCUCACUGACUAUGGAGCUCCGGCUCCGUGUGCGCCUCCCCGUGGGAAUCAGUUGCCAGCCGCCCCCUGCCAUCAUCAUCGUCACCACCACGCCACUCGAACUCUAGUGGUCUCCGUGGAUCGCGAGCACCCAUGGCGAUGGAGGAUCAGCCUGACAACAGCGGGGCUUGCAUCGACAGGCAGCCGGACACUGUGCUCCACCGAGGCGGGCUCAUCCACGUCGGAGGUCACGGUUGUCGCACCGGACCUUCCGCCGCCCCGGCCGGGAUACGAGUGUUAAAGCGCAACAUGAAGCGAGUCGGGAGUCGCGGCUGCUUGACAAGAAAGAACAGAUUCGGAUCCCGGGAACGCGACUGGCUGAGGAGCGACACCCAGCGAGGCUGCGUGUGUCUCUAUGGCGGCACGGUGGACCCCCAAUUACCUGCCUCUGGACCCCAGGCCUCCUCCGCUCUUCAGCCUGACCUGCAGCUGGUGCUCUGCUCCACCAGCACCACAGUGGAAGAGAUGUGCGCCCAGAGGGAUGGACAGGGCCUCUUUGUUCAACUGCAUGGAGAUCUACUCAGGAGGCUGGAGCCUACCGAGCGUCCUCUCCAGAUGCUUUACGACUAUCUGGCCGUUAUGGGCUACGCCGACCCGGUGCGUGUGCAGCACGAGGCUGCCAAUUCAGACCUCAGCUGCUUGAUCCGCUUCUACAGCGAGCGACCCGUGAAUGCGGACCAGCAGGAGCGCACCCUAUUGAAGGGUGUGUUCAGCGUCCGGAAGGGCAAGACGCAGCUGCACAAGUGGGCCGAGCGGCAGGUCAUUCUCUGCGGAACGUGCCUCAUCGUGGCUUCCGUCAAAGACAGCCUAACCGGCAAGAUGCACAUCCUGCCCCUGGUGGGCGGGAAGGUGGAGGAGGUGAAAAGGAGACAAAACUGUCUGAUGUUCAGCUCGGCCGGAUCGCAGGCUCAGACUUACUUUGUCAACUUCGACACGUUGGCCGAAUACCAGAGAUGGCAUCGACAGGCAUCCAAAGUGGUAUCACAGACAGUCAGCCUGGUGGACCUGUCGUGCUACAGUCUGGAGGCGGUGCCUGAGUAUCUGUUCUACAGCCAAGACGUCACCCACCUCAACCUGCGGCACAAUUUCAUGAGCCUGCUGGGGCCUGGAGGUCUACUCCACCUCCCUAGGUUCUCUCAGUUGAAGAGCUUGAACUUGUCUCACAACCGUCUGGGUGUUUUCCCUGAAUGUGUGUGUGAGAUCCUCAGCCUCACAGAGCUUUGCCUUUCCUGCAACAAUCUCCACACCGUGCCCGUGCAAAUCGGCAACCUACAAAGCCUCCAAACGCUGUCUUUGGAUGGAAACCACUUGAGCUCUCUGCCUGCUGAGCUGGGCGGACUGUCCCAGCUCAGCAGUCUCGGCCUCUCCUUCAACGACUUCAAUCACAUCCCCCCAGUGCUGGAGAGACUGAGUGCCGUGGACAAAUUAUCCAUGGCGGGGAACCAAGUGAUGUGUUUGGAGGUGUGUGCUCUGCUUAGAAUGAGCCACCUGAAACACAUUGACCUCAGGCUAAAUGGACUACGCUGUGUGAAAAGCGAGAGUCCAGAGGCGGUGACCCAAUUGACCCACCUGGACCUGAGGGACAACUGUUUAGACUCGCUGGACCUCACUUCCAUCUGUAGCCUGGAGACUCUCCUCUGUCAGCGUAACCAAUUGAGGGCGCUGACGAUCGACGGCUUCGCGCUCCGAAUGCUCCACGCUGGCAGCAACCGCCUUAGCGCAGUCAGCGUUUACCCAGUCCCAAAUCAACUGACAUACUUGGAUCUAUCACAGAACAUCCUGGAGCAUCUACCAGACUGGGUGUGUGACUGCAGAAACAUGGAGAUGCUGGAUGUCACGCACAAUCUCCUCGCUGAGCUUCCAUGCAGGUUACUCAACAGCUUGAGUUUAAAGACGCUUCUAGCGGGGAACAAUCACUUGCACAGAUUGCCAGACUUGCUGGACCACAUCCCCUUGGAAGUCUUGGACCUUCAGCACAAUAAGCUAGGAGAACUACCGGAGAGUCUCUUCUUCAAGGCCUUGAAUCUAAAACAUUUAAAUGCGUCAGCCAAUAACCUGGAAAGUAUCCCUCCCAGCGGUCAAUCAGAUGACAGCCUCAGCACGCUGCAGGAGCUCUACCUGACCAGGAACAAUCUCAAUGAAAAUUGCGGUGCUCUGCUGGUAGGACAUCACAAUCUGAGGGUCCUGCACAUGGCCUACAACCAGAUGCUCUCCUUCCCUGCCAGUAAGCUGAGUAAGCUGGAGCUGCUUGAGGAGCUCAACCUCAGCGGCAACAAACUGAAGAGCAUCCCUUCCACCGUGUCCAGCUGCAAGAAACUGCACACUCUCAUAGCGCACUCCAAUCACAUUAACGUCUUCCCAGAGAUCCUUAACCUUCCUGAAAUCAAGCUUGUGGAUCUGAGCUGUAACGAGCUGACUGAGAUCCAAUUGCCCGAAUCGCUACCGCCGAGCCUCCAGGAGUUGGAUUUGACGGGCAACAGCAGCUUGAUGCUGGAACACAAAACUCUCAAUCUCUUCAAUCACAUCACCACAUUGAAACUGGACCAGAAAUCGACUGCAACGGGAGACUCACAAAACGCCUCCGCUCCGUGGAGCCACGGCUACUCUGAAAUGAGUGGCCAAAGGAACAAGUUGUGUGUGUCUGUACUGGCCAUCGACCGACUUGGAGACAGCUUGGAAGCGUGCUACGGUAUUUUUGACGGCGACCGCAAUGAGGAAGUUCCUCGGCUGCUGCAGUGCACCAUGGGUGACGUGCUGUGCGAGGAAGUACAACAUUCCACGAUUGACAGUGUGUAUAUGAGCAAUACAUUCCUAACAUCACACAGGAAACUAGGUACGGUCGGACAGAAAUUGGGUGCCUCUGCCUUGCUGUGUUAUAUUCACCACGAGUCCUCGGAGCCAGGAGGCUACCUCAGUGUGACCGUGGCCAACGUGGGGACCUGCCAGGCGGUGUUGUGUCGGGACGGUCGACCUGUAGCCCUCUCUAAGGUGUACAGCCUGGAGAACUGUACUGAAGAGAUGGAAAGAGUUAAACUCAGCAAAGCCAUCAUCACUGAGGAUAACAAAGUGAGCGGUGUGACAUGCUGCUCCCGCCUGCUGGGCUGCUCUUAUCUGUCUCCCUGGGUGCUUCCGAAGCCCUGGGUGCACACCGAGCCGCUCUCAUCCCAGGAUGACUUCUUGAUUCUGGGGAAUCGCGCCUUGUUUGAGCACGUAUCCUACCAGGAAGCCGUGUGCACGGUUCAGGCCGUGCGGGACCCGCGCGCUGCCGCCAAGAGGCUUUGCACGCUGGCCCAGAGCUACGGCUGCAAGGACAACAUCGGGGCUGUAGUCGUGGCCUUGAACAUCGCCGAGGACAGUUGCACUUGUGAGCCACACGUCUACACCGCUGAACCCCGGGGUCCUCCUCCCGUCCCUGUGACCGUAUCUAUGACGCCAGCCCCAAGUGACACGGGCACCUUGUCAUCCACCAGCGGGGUGGUCUCCGAGUUCAACAGCGAGACGUCAGCGUCCGAGGUGGGCAGCGAGGCGGGCUCCACCGCCUCCGAUGAGCACCCGACUUCGGGAGGCGCUCCGCGCCCCGAGAGACGUUGUAGCCUGCACCCCGCCGCGACGUCGUGCGGUAUCAUGGUGCCCGGCUCGGUCGGGCUGGGGAGCCACAUGGCCCUGUUCCAGCGGCAACCUUCCUGUGCUACGUUCUCCAGCAACCACUCUGACAACGGUUUGGACAGCGACGACGAGACUCCGCUGGAGGGCGUCAUCUCCAAUGGCAGCAAGGUGGAAGUGGAGGUGGACAUUCACUGCUGCGCUUUCCAGCUGCGGUCAGGGGCCCCCGAGAGUCUGAAGGAGGCAGACUUUGAAAAGCGAGGGUCCGAUUAUCCCAAUGGCAAGACGCGCAGACAGAACAGCGUGGUGGUCUCGGCGACAAACGGCUGCCUGCUGGCUGUUUGUGGAAGAGAGAUCGCAGACCUGAAGAAAUCACCUUCAACUUCAUGCCUGUUUGGGAAGAAGCUGCCCAACGGGUCCGUGGUGGCCCCCGAGGACAGUCAUAAUCUCAUCGAGGUGGCCCUGGAGGCGCCGAAAAAGAAGUCUGGGUAUUUCACCGCGCCGGCUCAGCAGGACCCGGACGACCAGCUGAUUGUGCCUCCUUGUCUGGAGCAGGAAGUACGGGAGCAGCUAAAAGGCCAGAGCCCUCUCGUCUCAGCCCCCUCCGCACCCACCGCACCUCCUUCCUUAAAGGACGCGGUGUGGGAUCAAUCACAACCUCCUGCUCAAUUUGCCCCAAGCUUGGUGCCAGGUCCUGCAGCGACCCCGAUCGUAAAGCCCGAGGUCUACGAUACUGCCCUGUAAAAGGGGGAACACAGCACAACUUGGCUGCCAUGCUGUUAUUGUGCCAUCGCAGGAAAGCAGAGCCGAUGUGUCCGUUGAGGAAUUAUUGGGGAAUUUCUCGAACAUGACUUUGUGACUCAAGCCUGAAACUGUCAAGCUUGUCAUGUUCUUGGAAAAUCACACUUUGUGCAUGACUAUGCUCAGUGCGGGUCAUAUUCUUCUAGUAAAAGUGCCUACUGCGGACGACUCAGCCUCAGAGUUCCCAGGCUACACGGCUGUUUUAGAGUAGAGCUGAACGAAGGCCGACACAGCUUGUCCUCCUCUUCCAGUAGCUUGUUAAAGGAAAUACGGUUUACAUUACGGAUGCCAUUCAGUGUCAUAUAGGCCCGUUUCCGUCAAACUUCAGUUCGGUUCACCAGACGCUGACGUGGUUUGUGUUUCCAUUAUGGGAUUAUGUGAUCGUGUGGGUUGCCAAAGCUCAGGAGGAGUCCUGAUUGCGCCUUCCAAACCCAAGGGUGUCUAAACUUUUUACACCUUGGAACGCAUAAGGAAAAAUUGAAGCAUGGUGGGGGGGCACUUAGUUCAAUACAUUUAAAGGAAAAACAGCCUCAACUAUGUGUCAGGUUUGUGUUAUGGCUAACAGAGCUAAUGAGUUUCCAUGAUUAUCAACACUGUGUGGCGAUUUCUUAACUUGAUUAUUAUUGUUCAUUUUGUUCCCAUCACGACCCUUAUUAUCCUUCACGCAUUGGCCACCUCGAAUCUAAUCCGUGGACCUGGAUUCCCCAGUCCCACCGAGCAUUUAUUAGCCUUUACGGCUGCAGUAUUUCUUGCUUGUGAGCCAGAGCAAAUCCGAUGUUGAAAUUUAGCAACUUUGUCAAUGUUAUGCCCCAGAUGAAUGCCCGCCCAUAAUAUGCUACUAAUAAUGUGACAUCAGAACAAUAAUCAUGCCAUCUUGGUUGGAAGGUCCCAAAAAUGGAUGCACAUUACUGUAUGCAAGUACCAUAAAUAUAUUUGUAUUCCAAAACUGAACAAGACCAGACAAAUAUAAAAAUAUAGUAGUGUCUAACAGUUUUAGCAUUAAAUUGUGAAAGUGCGAGAAACUGACAAAAAGGUUUCAAAUUGAUUCUUGAUAGGUGGUGGAUAGAUGGUGGCAAAGCACUACCUUUGACUAAACAAAAAGAAAACUAAGCUCACUUCAGCAUAGUUCCUUGGCACAAAAAUGCCACAAGGUGCCUCCGAAUAAUUGCAUUGCUUUGGGUUUUUUUUCAGAAAAUAGAGGAUAGGUUUCAAAAAGUGAAUACACACAUGUUGUCCAUGAAUAUGCGGUGGUUCAGUGUAUACAUAUAAAGAUUCCUUCUAGGAAUUUCUAAACACUGUCUGAUAAUGCCAAUAAUGCUUUCCAUUGUUUAACCUUUUAAACUACAUUAUUAUUUUUUUUAAAUUCCGAGGUAUACACCUCAGAAUGCAGGCCAACGACUCUCCGUUCCCGGUGCCAAAAGAGAAAGUGUAUGUUCAGAAGACCAAAGUCCGGUAAUUGCACAUGCCAAUUAGACGUAUUGUUUUGGCAUCAUGGUGCAGUUGUGGCAUUCCAUAGUUUGACUUUCCAAAAGGAAGAAGAGCCAUUGGUUGAAUCCCACUCAUGACGUGUUUAUUAUCUCUGAAGCCUUAAUUGUCUUUGUCUUGUUACUUGUCAUCUUCAAGGAUUCAACACUAAUUACUGAAGCACUUUGUACUGAGUUGAGUAUGUGAGAAUGUAACCUACAUUGUGUGCUUGAGUGAUUUUGAGAUCAUGUAACCUACAUAAGUGCUGAGAGCCCUUUAUUUUCAUACAGUUACAGUUCCCCUGCAGUAAUCAUUUCUUUUUUAUCAUAAGCGCCAUAAGCUAGCACGAAUUGCAAAGCAUUAUCAUUCAAUAUGAGGAACUAGACUUGGUUGACAUCCCUGCGCAACUGCACAUCACGAUGAUUAAUAAAAUGUGAAACAAACUGAAGAGGCAGCGUUUGUAUUAUGUGAAGUAAACAGACAUUUGCUGGAAUCAGUGAGGAAAAACAUGCACCACUCCUGACUAUAAAUAAUGAGACCUUGUGCAAAUAAUAAAUUAGUGACAAUGCAUUAUAACAAUCACUGUGCCAAUCACAUUUUUUGCACCCGAGUCCAAGCCAAGUCACUUGAUGUGUGUGUCGUAGUUAAACGUAGAAUGAGUCAAGACUACUGCGUAGUUCAAUGGGGGGGCAUGCGAGGUGUUUUUAGGCAGAAGUGUGGAGAGAUGAAAAUUAGUACAUUACAAAUGUUUUCUCACAAAUGUUGCAAAACAAUUACCAUCUCCUCAUUGUUCACACAGUGUGUAUUAGUGCAGUGGAUAUAAAAAGCCUACACACCCCUGUUGAAAUGUAAGGUUUUUGUGAAAAAUUAGACCAAUAAAUAAUUUUACGUUUUUCUAACCCAAUUGAAAAAAAAUAAAAGAAUUUUUUUGAGGACAGGAAAUACAAUAAACAACAAAGAUAAUGUGGUGUACACACCCGUUUAUAUCUUCUGAUGUGGUUUUCUUCAUCUGACACAAUUUAAACUGCCUCUGAUGAACCCCCCAAAAAACUCAGCUGAUCUAGUCGGGCUUUUCCUAACAUUCUUGUUUUGAGCAAACACUGACGGGUAUUUGGAACUUUUCAUAAUUUAUCUACCUCCACCUUAGGCCCCAUUUGGAGAAUAGUAAAAUAGCCUCAUAGCACGCUACUGCUUUGUUUUCAGUUUUUAGAUCUUAUUCCUAUUUUUUUACAUUUGAGCAAAGGUGUUUAGACUUUUUAUAUCCACUGUUUUGCGAUAUGGUAUCAUUUUUGUAGCAACUAAACUUGCUUUAAUCAUUUAGUGAGUGUCAUAAAUUUAACAGAUGAGUUUGGUUAGUUUGUUCCUCAUUCAAUGCCUGGACAGCAUCCCUAAUUUCCUUUUAAUAGAAAUUCAUAUAUAUUAUACAACAUUAGAACUUAAUAUAAAUCUUCUCUGUCCCCACGUUCAGCCAACACAUUUGUAUAGAUGCAGGAUGAGCGAGCACAGGGUAGUGGAGCACAGUCCAGUGCAUUACUGACAAUAUUCCCUUUAACUCUUUAGUGGAGCGCGUCCAGUACCGAGUGUUCUUAUUAUGCCCAUGUUGCAUUAUAAUGGGAACCCAUGUAUAAACUUUUUUAUGUUCCAAAAUGUCUGUGUUGAUGUGUAAAAUGAAGCACAUAUGCUAGAUGUGCAAUAAAUGUAUGCAUGUUGUUGUGAAUAUUGUGAGUGGAAAUGAUCCAAGACAGUGCGGUUGUUGAUCAUGUGACCUAAGUAGCCAGUGCUCAGUCUCCAAGUUCCACUAUGUAUGUUAUUUUCUAGAACGGCCUGAAUAUUUUAUUUUUCUUGACACCACAAAGCUGAUUUUUAUUUUUUUACUUCAUUGCAAAUGAAUAUUUCCCUAUCUUCUAUGGAAUUUUAAAUGAUGGGGUCUCAUUCUAGUACUGGAUGUUGAUGGAUGUUGACAGCAUGCUCUCAUUAUCACCGUAAAAUAUGUAUAAACAAUUUCAUUUAUACAAAAUUGGGUAUAUGUAAUGUUUUAGGUUUGCAUCUGAACAUGCAAAUUGAUGCUGCUGUUAACCUAAUUUUAGGAUACCUAAUUAGAGAUUAUAGGGAGAAGAUGAAGCUACAAUGAGAGGUCAUGCACGGUUAGAUUUAAAAUCCUGCAAAGUAGCAAUAAAAUUAGGUUCUGAGUCUUUUUUUUUUUGUCAGGCUCGACAAACAUUUUAUGAACAUUUUACACAAAGAUUUUGUUUUGUCUUGUUUUUCAUUCAGACAUUUGUAUUAAACUCCUGAAUGUGAUUAGCUAUUUUCUGCCAUUCGUGAAGAAGGGUCCAUUUCAAGUUGUACACAUAAUUGUGCAGAAAAUAAAGCCUUUACAAUAUAAAAAGGGUACUGGUUCCAUAUUUAGGUUAAAAGCUGAAUACAGUACAUCUGCCAUCUGUUGGUGGAACAAGUAAUGACAGCUUCAACUCGUAGAUGCUCUGGCAGCUUGUCUUAAAGACCACUCAAGUUUAUUAUGUUGGGUAAAAUGUGUAAUAAUGGCAAAUGCUUACCACCUCAAAAACAAUAUGGUAAUUCAAUAGUUUUAUCUGACUAUUCAGUUCUAGAUUAUGCAAAUUGUACUUGAACAUUGAUUACUUUUUUUAACGGAGAAA